AUGGAUGCUUGUGGAUCUGCCGGGUGUUUGGCUGGAGCUGCGGACUCGCACGCUCGGCGAGUGUCUGGCUCGGCGCUGCUUUCUGCCAAGAAGCUGGCCUACCGGCAGGUCGGCGACCAGCGAUUGCCUAUGCCCAAGACGCGCAUCGAGCGCGUCAACCCUGACGACGAGAACGACAAGCGCACGAAGAUCGUCGGUCGCACCAUCAACGAGACGCUUCCACCCCACACCCGUCGCAUAUUCUUUGAGCAGCAUCUGCCAAAGAGAGCGCUUGCCCGCCGAUGGAUCCGAUGCAACGCCGUCAUCAAGUUUUGCCAGGCCGUCAACGCGACCCGAGCCGCGAUGGAGGAGAAGACGCUCGCGUGGGAUCGUGCCGCGCAGGCGCACGACCGCCACUGCAUGCUGCGCGAGGAUACGUUCGUUCCGACCAUCGCCGAUCAGACCAAGCGUCGCGGCGGCCAAGCAGGGAAGCGCAAGCGUGUCGAUCAACCCAGAGACGACCAGGGGGCAGGAGAUUGGAUCGCUACGGCCAAGAUGCCCCUCAGAGAAGCGACCCAAGACACGACCGGCGAUGACGGCACGCCAGGUCAAGCCGCCCAACCAAGACCGUCCGCGCCACUCGUUCUCGACUCCAGACCACCAAUCGUGCAAACCGAGCCGACAAAGGCGAAAAAGUCAUAG
Molecule: messenger RNA, 681 nt
Organism: Acanthamoeba castellanii str. Neff
Lineage: Eukaryota; Discosea; Longamoebia; Acanthamoebidae
Exons: 1
Coding region: 1-681 (226 amino acids)
Source: RefSeq, a predicted model, not a curated record